AUGGCAACCACCCUCAACGCUAAAUCAGCUCAGGCCAUUACUAUUCAAGUCCAGAAGGAAACUGUAACCGCACCAAUACAGGGAAGUAAGCUUCUCUCCGUGGACAUAAAAUGCAUUGGCAUUCCAACAAUCAGAUGGAUUCUCAGCAGCACAAGCAAGCAGCAAAGGAUUGUGGCCUGGACACCCGGUGGCUCUGCCCAUAUCACACAUAAGACAAGAGUGACAGUUUAUCCUAAUGGCUCACUCACCAUAUCCCAGCUACAGCUCCAAGACUCUGGUUAUCACAUCAUCACUGUGACAGAGCCUUCUGGAAACAGCAAAGAUGUAGGUGUACUACUGAACGUUAAUGAAUGUAUGUGUUUUUCAGAGGUGCUCUAUGAGGAUAUACAGUAUUUGUUUGUGUUUGUCAUUGUGUUGGGAGCAUUGGCUGCAUUUCUCAUGCUGUGCAUAUGGCUCCUAAAUAAACUAUACCGCUACAUUAUGGUCUGGAAUCUAAGACGACACUUACCAGAGCACAACGAAACAGAACUACAGCCACUUUGA
Messenger RNA from Triplophysa dalaica, 543 nucleotides. Its product is annotated as V-set and transmembrane domain-containing protein 5. The record is from RefSeq and is a predicted model, not a curated record. NCBI's taxonomy places the organism in Eukaryota, Metazoa, Chordata, Actinopteri, Cypriniformes, Nemacheilidae.